UGUGUUUAUGUGUGCGCGCUUUCAGCAGACAGCAGCCCCACGCGGCUCACCCUGUCCACUAAUGCAUGUUCGGAGCUCGUGAAUAAAGCGGCUAUGGAGCACAGAGAAGCGAAGUUUAGCGAGAAAGAUAAACCUGCCGCGUCUGCAUGGAGCCAAAAUGGCGGCAGCGAGGAAGAGUAUGAAUGCGCGGACGGUCUGGAUGAAGAGAAACGCGUCAAGAGCGUCUCAUGGGCCUUGAAACCAGCCGAAGAGCCGCUGCGACUCAACUUCCACAUCCCCCGAAAGAGCCGAGAGAAGAGAGCUCUGUUUCAGUAUGUUUCUACGGAAUCAAGAGAGUUCACAGACAUUCUGCAGAUCCUCACCUCCAGUUACAAGGAUUCAUCAUCUACGGGCAUGUAUGUGUAUUCUAAACCUCGCCUCGUCCACAAUGACACAUUGGAGAAAGAUUUCAUGGAGAAGAGAAAAGAACUGAAGCUUGAUGGACGAAUGGAUAAAGAGCUUUCAGAAUCAUUUUGCUUCAUGCUGUGUGAUGCUCUAAAGGUCCCAGUGGUGUGUGAGAGAGGGCUGUGUGUCAGCAGCAGCUGGAUGAAUAUGUUGGGGAACCCAUCUAAAGGUGUUUACCUGUGUCAGUUUUCUGAUUUACUUCAUAUCAACCCAAUGGAGGCUGGAGCAACAGGAAACAUCAUCAUAUUCAAAGUGAUAAAGGGUAAAGUAAAGAGCGUACAUGACUGUAUGUCCAGAAGUAUGGAUCCAACACCAAAAUUUGACAGCCAUUUCUCCAAGAACUCUACUCGAGUGACCUCCUUACAGUCAUACAAGGCGUUUGAGUAUACUCAGCAAUACUUCUAUGAGUAUGUGGAUUUUGAGAUUUCGUCCAGGCCGAGACACGUGCGUCCGUAUGCGGUGGUCUCUUAUCAGUUUAAAAGCAGAGAGGCUUCGACAGCUGCUACUAAACCGCUAGCUCCUCUCAGGUGCAACAGUCAGCCAUCAGGGACCACCAGAGGGUCUAUUGUGACAGGCAGGCGCAGCUACACAGUAUGGCGAGGACAUUUUGUGAACGGGGGAAAGGACAUGUAUCAGGCCUGCCUUCGAUCUCUCUCUCAAACCUUCCUGCCCUACAAACUACCUGAGAGGAUAGAGAUUGGUAAAGUGAUGAAUCUGGAGCAGGUGAAGCAAAACAUCCCGUCAGCUCUCUUCUCUUGGAAUCUGUACACUGGUGGCCAUGAAGUGUCUAAAAGCAGUAGGUACUGCAGUCUGUUUGAGUUGGUGGAGGAGGAUAAAUCACCCAAGAGUUUGACCGCUUUACUGCAGAAACUGGAGGAGGAGGGGCUGGUGUUGGUGAAUAUGGUGAAUGAUGGAGGUUUUCUCUUCUUGCUGUCUGCCAGUCAGAUGGCCAACUCAAGUGAGCGCCGAAGCAUUUGGAAAUCAUCAUGUAUACAUGCACUUUUUAUUUACCCUGAGAAGCGUAAUGUGUUAAAGAGCUCAUGUUAUCGUUUGGAGAUCUACGAACCUCUUUCGUCAGAGCCCUGCAAUCCUGUCAUGCCCCAACAUGCCAUGUUUAUCUCCGCCCUCCACUAUGCCCUCAGUAAAGCUCGCAGUGACCCCCCUACUGACCCCAGUGCCGCCAUAGAGCAGCAGGUGUAUGAUUACCUCAUUAACUUGCGUGAAGGCAAACCCUCGCAGCGUCUCAGGACCGACUACGACCCAAAGCUCGACAUGAAGGAGAAGCUCUUCCCCGCUCCCAGGCAGAAGAGCAACUGGGAGAGCUUCAUGCGGCUGUACAUCUACAACCCCACUGCAUUCACCAUGCUUCUAGAGAGGGUAAAGCAGAAGGUGGAGGAGCUCCAGGUUCAGAACGACCCGAGCACAGAGCAGACUGACCCUCAUAGUGAUCCUAAGAAAGUGAAAGAGCUGUUGAAGCUCAUUCAGUUGAACAAGAGGAACUCUAAAGGAACAUUGUUUGGUGCAGGAAGUCCAAAUGUGGUGGAGGACACCUGCACACUCAAGAGGAAGGUGGAACUCGGCACUCCUGAAGGAAGCUCAAAACGUCAGAGGAAUAAACCCUUUAAUGAGGAAAUUAGAGAAGAUGUUGGCGUGUCAGUGGUGGAUGCUCGUGCCAUAAACACGCACAGACGGGCACUCCGCUUCUCACACUCUACAUACUCGGAGGGAAGGUCCACUGCAUCUUUAGCCAAUGUUCUGACCAGCGCUGGUCUUCAGGACACAGACUUGAGAAAGGAUAAAACUGCUGGCGCACUGAAAGUCAUGGAAAUGCUGGACAGCCUGGGAAAGACGAGUCUUGACACAGACCUGCGCAAAGAAAAAGCCCAGGGGGCACUAGAGGUCAUAAAACUGAUAGACAACCUGACCAGAGGUGCGGCAGAGUUGUCCAAAAACACACAGAUGAAGGAGACCCCAGAUAUUUCUGAUGCAGCACUAUUCAACAGCAUGGUACGACUCGGUUUCCCCACUGACCGUGACAUCGACCUGAGGAAACGAUUCAUGGAGGAUGAACCGGAGAGGAGUGACCGUCUUGAGGAGGAGACUGCUGGCAGCUUGAGUAGUUUAGAAGCAUUUAGUCCAUGCUCAGAUUCUGGUGGACAGCAGCGUGGGGUUAACCUGCUUGGAGAAAAGUCCAUUCCAUGGGUGCUGAUACCCAUCACAGGCCUGAAAACUGUGAGAUAUUCCCAAAGACAGAUGGAUUACCCUGAAGAUCCACGCUUCAUUCAGAGCCCAACAGUGUCCACACACACCUCACCUGACAUUAAAGAUCUCUCCCCCUACCAGCCUGACUCUUCCAGCAACACUGCAGCUGAUCCAGACCUGCAGACUGCAGCAGAGACUGAAGACGAUGAGCCUGGCCCAUCUAGUGUGACCGCAUCCACUGACUGUUCUGAAAAUGCAGCCACACUGUCGAGUGGUGUUGACCUCAUAGUCGAUGAACUGAUCUCUGGCUUCUCUAAUGAGGUCGAAGAACUCUUGAGGGGCAAACGUAUUUUUUACGUCUCUUGCUCAAGCACUCAAUGCCCACAAGGACCUCCCCAAACGCCUGUACCACCGCUCUCCAAUUACAUCUCGAACUUCAACACCCCAAUUCCUGUCAGUAACUACAUCAGCUCUUUCCACGAGAGUUUGAUGAUGUUCAUAAACUCCCAGAAUGUUAAACGUGACCACAUGGCUCUAGAACAUGUGUCGUCAUCUUCAUCUGCUCCUGAAUUUUCUUCAAAUGUUCUUGUAUCUUCCAACUCAAAUGUUUGCAUUUCCUCGUCCUCACCCAGUAAACCUAGCAUCAGUUCUGACUUUCUUAGACCAUUUUCCCCUACUAGUGCUCUUGCUGACCCCAGUUCACAAGCACAACAUCAGUCAAGUCUGCCGCUAACAGAUAUCCCCCAAAUAGCCCAGAAGAUGUGGGCAUUGGAGCACAACACAGUGACUCAAGAGACACAGGAAGCACACAUCAAAACUUUAAAUGUGUUACAUGAGGUGAAUGAUAAGUCAGUUGUGGAGAAGAUUGAUGCUAUGGAGGAUCAAACGUCAAACCCUGAGGUGAUGGGUGAAGACAUCUCUGUGGAGCACACUCACUCCACCAUCAGCAGUAUCAUUGAUCAGCUUCAGCCGGAGGUGAUCAGUAACCUUGUGCAGAUCAUUCGAGGAGUCCAGAAGAACACAGUCUACUUUUACAUCCACUUGCUGGAUGAGGAGGAGAGUGAUGUUUGCUGGGAAAUAAAGGAAUAUUUGAAGAAGCUGGGUGAUUUGGAGUGUAACCCCCACAGUUUUCUUGAUAAAAACAAUAGUCAGGAUAAACUAUUGGUCAUCAUUCAGAACAUGGACAUAGCAGCUCAGGUUCAUAAGAUACCUGCUUUAGUCUCCUUAAAGAAGCAUCCAUCUGUGAGCUUUGCUGGAGUAGACAACCUGGAUGACAUUAAAAACCACACCUACAAUGAACUUUUUCACUGUGGAGGUUUCAUUGUGUCAGAUGAAUAUUUCUUGAACCCUGACGUCAUCACACCAGAGAAACUUCAGGAUAUCCUCCAGUAUCUCGAGCAGAUCAACACUCCACACAACCCCUGGAGAUGGAGGAUACAUUUCAAAUCUCACAAAAAACUCAGAGAGCAAAGCAGGUCUGUUUGCAGGCUCAAAUCUGAUGCUCUGAGUCUGUACGAGAUCCUUACUGCAUACGAGAAGAGACACAUAGUGGAAAUUUUGUCGUAUCAUGACUGUGACGCUCCGUCACAUAGAGCACCUGACCUGGGCUGUCUAGUGGAUCUGCAAGCCAGAUUCAUCAAACAACGACACCUCAUAUUUCUGACAGGCUGCCGAUUUGAGAUGUUUCCUCACUACGCAAGCAGCGGCAUCAUGAUUGCCAAUGUUGAUGACAUAAAAUGUAUAAUAAGCAGUUUAACCUGUGAAAACACAGACAACAUCCCGUUGGCUGAGAUUCACCCAACUCCCGCGCAAACCUCAUGAUACAUACAUAUACAUAUACCAGAGCCUGCCAGAUCCAGCUCUGGUCCUGCCAGAUGUCCAGCUCCCACUACUACAUGCUGCUGAGUGAGGAUGACUAACAGCAGCCUGAGCCAGACAGAUAUCACUUCAGUCUACUACGAUGGACUUUACAGAGGAUGAACUCAUGCCAGCUCCAACCGUAAGACAUGGGAUACUUCACCAGCCACUGCCUGAAACACCGGAAAUGAAGUGCCACAAGCUUCCGAACUGCAAUGCACCUCACUAACAUCUGCUUGCAUCACCUUGGUCAAAGAAUGGACUACACUUUUAAAAUGGAAUACAUUGAUAAUAAAUUAAUUACCAACUGAAGCCUUCAUCAGCCAAAUAACAAAAAAACAAUACAUCUGUGUGCACUUCCACAGUUAAUUCAGGAUGGACUUUAGACUUAGUCAUUAAUCUUCCAGUACAUACAAAAUCUUUUUGUUUAAACAUUGGCCACUAAAACUUACUUAGUUUACUAAUUUAAAACCAUGACUUGUACUACAGAUAAAUAACUAAUAUUGGCAUUAUAUUCAUGCUGUUUAGCCAGAGGGGAACUGGACCCCACAGUGAGCCUGGUUUCCCCCAAGGUUAUUUUUAUCCAUUAGCCAACAUCUUAUGGAGUUUUGUGUUCCUUUCCACAGUUGCCUUUAGCCUGCUCACUGGGGAUCUAAAUACAAAUAUUAUUUAUUAUUUAUUUGUUUAUUUAAAGGCACAAUUUGCAAUCAUGUUUUUUAGCAAACCGCACAAUUAUGACUGCAAGACAUUACAGAUAUUACAGCUUCUUUUUCUGUAAAAGCAUACUUUUCUGUAAAGGUGCUAUGAAAAUCAUCGAAUGGCAUAAGUUUAGGGCAGGGAACGUCUGUUUCAGACCAAUGGUAGACAGCGUGAGGGUUUGGGACAUCUAUUUGAAUUAGUUUCACAAUUUCAUUUGGUGACACUAGUGCCACAGAAAUAACAUCCUUUGGCUUUAAACCACAGGAAAAGGAGAGAGAGAAGAAAAUCGUUAUAAUAAUAAGGACAAAAAUACCAAAACUAUCAUAAAUCUGUAUGCUAACUGACCUGGCUCUCUGUUGUGGUUGGUGAGUGGUGUCAACGCUGGCACUGCCCACACUGUCCCCUCCACACACACUCAUGGGCUCCCAUGCAGUGGGCAGCACUUCAGAGACCGAGCGAUGAUGAGACAGAGAGCUGCUCAUGUCAGGUUCCACAGCUGAGGGCCGAUGCAGAGAGUCAAAAUGAACCGCCCUCAGUCUGUGGACGUGUUAUAAGAGAGUAAGGAAAAUUACUCUAAGACUGUGUGACAGAGAGCACAGAGCAUGUACAUGUGAGGUCAUAUGUAGAGAUAGCAUAACAUUACACUGUUUCUUUCUCUGAUUGUUUUUGAUGUUAUUCUAUAGUUCACGUAUAUACUUACAGUAUAAUAGUUCACAACAUUGUCUGCCCACUGUUUCAGCCUCUUUGGUUCCAAAAGUAUUUUUUCUAGUAAUUUUGUUUCCAUAGGGAUUUCAAAAAAUCCUUUAUAAAAGAGUUAUAAGCCAUAACCAAACCAGCCAGCUCCGAGGUGAAUCACAACAUUACAAAUUUUGAUUUGAAGCAACAAAGUAUUUUAUAAUCAGACAAAAAGACAAAGGUAAAAGACUUUCACUUAACGUUUUUCAUGAGGGCAUGAACAACAAUCCCAUGCAACAUUACAAAUUACAUCAAAUUCUAAAGGAAAGAAAAAAAUAAAAUUACUGAUUUAAAGUUGUUGUUUAUACAGUGUGUGCAUAAUUAUAAGGCAAGUCAGUAUUCUUAUCAUAUAUUAUUUCCAAGCAUAUUUUUCCAAUUCCAAACCAUAUCGAUCUGAAUAGUUACUAUGCAGUAUUAUUUUCAAGUGCUAUUUAAUUCUUGAUGAGGGAGGGUGUGGCUUAAAGCAACUAUUUUUAGAAACCAAUCUCUAUUCGACUUCAAACUCUUCAGACAUGUUUUGUAAGUUCUGUUGGCUGGUUUGUGUGCAGCUGUGUUGUGUUUCUUAUGUUACUAUCGCUGUGGCAGACCUGUUUUUAAAUAAACGAAACAAGUUUUCACUUAACGCCCUAUCUGCCAAGUGGGGCAGAGUAACUGCUGCUCUCUUGCAGUCUCAUUAAUGCACACAGGACAGCAGCGGUCGGUGAUGAUUUCCACUAAAUAAUACUUUAGAUUUCGGUUUGUUUCUCACCUUAUCGUAUGCUUUCAGAACAAGGCAUGAAUCUCAUGGAAUAAUAUAUUAGACUUCUGAAUUAUUUUCUGAAUUAUUUUGCAUUGUAUGCCAUUGUAUGACAUCACUGAGCACAAAAAGAAAGUAAGUAAUAUGGGGUUAUUUUUAAAGGUGCACUAAGAUCUUGUUCAUGUCAUCUUAGACUUACACUGACACCUAGUGGUCUGAAUGCAGCAUCAUUCAAACGCAAUAGUUUUCAGUUACUGAUGCAAUUUUAGAAAUUCACAAUUCACAGUCAGCCAUGAUUACUUUAAUCAAUGAGUGAAAGUGUCAAAUAACAGGAUGGUUACUGAGAUUAGGCGAGAAGUAUUAGGCUGGUCAUGUGAUUCUAACAUGGCAGCCCCCAUGUGCAGACCCUCUCCAUGUAGAAUAAAACAGCUUUUAUAAGGUUACUGGUAUCACUGAACUCUUCAUUUUAAUGUGAGUAGUCAUGUUUUCCUACAUAUGUUUCAAAAUUACAAUUAAUUUCUUAAGGAGUACAGCUUUUUUAAUGAGGAAAAAAUUACUGAGUGCACCUUUAAUAUGUUUAAAGUGUUUUGCAAAAAUUUCAGAUUUAUGCAAAUAUACUGUACAGUAUAAGUAGUUUGAGAGUGAAGGGAGAACAACUCAAUUGCACCAUUCAAGGUGAAUCAUGGGAGUGUGCGGACACUGCAGAGCUGACUGCAGUUCUCUGACUGGUGGAUCCUUUCUCUUCAGGAUCAUGGGAAGUGUGUUUUUUCACCAGAAAUUUAGCUAUUAAACAAAAAAUGUUUAACAGUGAAGUUUAAAUAACGUGGACUGAUGGCUUCCACAUAUCCAUAAGGAUAUACCAUUUAUUAACAACCUCAGAGCUCACAGUAUGUCUGUCUUUAAAUGUUUAUAAGUUAUUAUUAAAAACCCAUUCACCUAUGGAAAAACAAUGUAAUUUUUACUCCUUUACGCUAUAUUGGUUUGUAAAGCCACUUGUGUGUGUAUUAGGGAUGUGCAAAACUACCAAUAUUCAUAAUGGACUAGUCGGUCGAAUGUUUGAAUGACUACUCGACUAGUCGGUGUUAAGGAUAAUAAUGUAUAAUUAGGCUCCGUAAUGUUCAUGUGACCCCGAUCACACGCCUUUUAGAGGGAUAUAUGGACGCAAAGUGCAGCACUUAAAAAAUAUGAGCAGAAAUUGUUACAUUAAAAUCUUAUAACAGAAACACUGACAAGGAGAAAGAACAGUGUUCAUGCAAAAUUAUCCUGUUUUAAUUACAUUUAAUGUAAAGGUUAUGGAAGUUUGUGGAAGCAUACAGUGUAAAAAACGUAAAUGUGACUGCAAUUUCUGUAAGUAUUUGUGUUUCUCAGUUGCACAUUUAAGUCCCCAUGCACAGAAGUGAUGAAGCGAUUGCUCUCUUGGU
Messenger RNA from Myxocyprinus asiaticus (Chinese sucker), 8094 nucleotides. Its product is annotated as protein TASOR-like. Gene Ontology annotation, biological process: negative regulation of gene expression, epigenetic; protein localization to heterochromatin. Bases 94 to 4467 code for a protein of 1457 amino acids. Gene Ontology annotation, cellular component: heterochromatin; nucleoplasm. Gene Ontology annotation, molecular function: chromatin binding. Lineage: Eukaryota; Metazoa; Chordata; Actinopteri; Cypriniformes; Catostomidae. The record is from RefSeq and is a predicted model, not a curated record. The transcript has 24 exons.